AUUUCCCUUUCCAUUGGACUCCCGUCACGGCGCAAAUCAAACACCAUGAGUCUCGCCACGCCAAACUCGUCGCAGCUCUGGCUUUGCGGAGCCUCCGACGAAAUCUACGAGAACGACAUUCUUCGCGCGCCGGACAACAUCAAAGCGUGGCUGGACUAUGCCUACUUCAAACGGCAAUAUGGCACACUUCUGGAACAGAGCUUCGUGCUGGAGCGAGCUUGCAAUGCAUUGCCGAGAAGCUACAAGCUGUGGAAGAUGUACCUCGAGUUGCGCGUGAAGCAUCUACAAGGCCGAAGCCCGGCGAAGCGGAAGGCGGAGUUUCAAAAGGUCAACGCUCUGUUCGAGCGGGCGCUGGUACUCCUGAACAAGAUGCCAAAGAUCUGGGAGAUGUACCUCACAUUCCUGUGCCAGCAGCCGCUGGUCACAUUCACACGGAGGACGUGCGAUCGCGCGCUGAGAGCUUUGCCUGUGACCCAGCACAAUCGCAUAUGGAUGCUUUACCGACCGUUCGCAUACUCGGCAGGUGGAGAGACGGCGGUCAAAGUGUGGAGGAGAUAUAUCCAGCUGCACCCAGAGCAUGUGGAGGAGUUCAUUGAUCUGCUGGCAAAAGAGGGGAAAUAUACCGAAGCUGUGCAGCAGUAUAUCCGGAUACUGAACAACCCGAACUUUCAAAGCAGGCAGGCAAAAGGACCAUUUCAGCACUGGACGGAGAUGCUGGAAAUCUUGAUAGACAACGCGCGAUUGGUACCGAAUCCUGUACCUUUGCCGGACGGCAGCACGAUCGACGUGGAGUUGAUCAUUCGCUCUGGCUGUGACAGAUUUCCGGACCAGCGUGGUAUACUGUGGGUUGGCCUGGCCCGGUACUACAUCAAUUUGGGAUCAUACGAGCGAGCCAGGGACAUCUUCGAAGAGGGCAUCACAACCGUCAUGACUGUUCGCGACUUCAGUGUCGUCUUCGAUACAUAUGCAGAAGCAGAGGAGGCUCUCAUAUCGAUCAAGCUGGAGGACUCUGCAGCGCGGCAGGCGAAAGGCAGGGUUGAUGAGGACGCAGAUCUGGAUCUUGACAUUCGAAUGCUGCGAUUCGAGCAACUGAUGGACCGACGACCAUUCCUGGUGAAUGAUGUGCUUCUACGACAGAACCCUCACAACGUCAACGAAUGGCAGAAACGGGUCUUGCUAUGGGGCGACAACAAGCCCAUGAUCGUCCAAACAUACGCGAAUGCGAUUGCAGCAAUCAGUCCGAAGAAGGCUGUCGGCCGCUUUCACGAACUCUGGACCAACUAUGCGAAAUUCUACGAAGAAGGCGGCGAUCUGGCCAAUGCUCGGAUAAUCAUGGAGAAAGCUGUCAAGGUGCCGUACAAGUCGGUGGCUGAGCUGGCUGAGAUGUGGACAGAAUGGGCAGAGAUGGAGCUGCGGAAUGAGAACUUCGACCAAGCCGUCAAUAUCAUGGCCAGUGCAACGAAGGCUCCAAAACGGAGCAACGUCGACUACUUCGAUGAGAACCUCUCGCCGCAACAAAGGGUGCACAAGAGCUGGAAGCUGUGGUCAUUCUACGUUGACCUCGUCGAGUCAGUGUCAUCACUGGAAGAGACCAAGAAGAUCUACGACCGUAUCUUCGAACUCCGUAUUGCCACCCCCCAAACUGUCGUCAACUACGCAAAUCUGCUCGAAGAGAACAACUAUCAUGAAGAAAGCUUCAAGGUCUACGAACGUGGCCUCGACCUCUUCUCCUACCCUGUCGCGUUCGAGCUGUGGAACCUGUACCUCACCAAAGCUGUCGAUAGGCGCAUCUCCAUCGAACGCCUCCGCGACCUCUUCGAGCAAGCUGUGGAAGGCUGUCCAGACCGGUUCGCGAAGACUCUCUACCUCAUGUACGGCGCUCUGGAAGAGGAAAGAGGACUCGCACGCCACGCCAUGCGCAUCUACGAACGUGCUACUCGUGCUGUGGCCGACGAAGAUCGAGCUGAGAUGUUCGAGUUCUACAUCACGAAGUCGGCGUCCAAUUUCGGUCUUACCAGCACCCGGUCUAUCUAUGAACGUGCCAUCGCCGCCCUGCCAGACAAGGAAGCCGGCAUCAUGUGUGUCAAGUUCGCGGAGAUGGAACGCCGUCUUGGCGAGAUCGAUCGUGCAAGAGCCAUCUAUGGCCAUGCAUCCCAAUUUUGCGAUCCCAGAGUCAACGCGGAGUUCUGGAGGAAGUGGGAGGGUUUCGAAGUGCAGCAUGGCAACGAAGAUACGUUCAAAGAGAUGUUGCGCAUCAAGAGAUCUGUGCAGGCUCAGUUCAACACGGACGUCAACUUCAUUGCGAGCCAGGCCGUGGCGAGACAGCAGGAGAUAGCGCAAGCGAAUGGAGAGGACGGCGAGGGCGAUGCGGACGAAGCAGAGCUUGGCGCGCAGAAGGCGGACGCUAUGGCUGCGCUCGAGAGGCAGGCUAGGGCGCCAGUUGGAUUCGUCGCGGCGACUAGCGGACCAGAAGGCGGAAAUCGACCACCGAAGGUUGAGGGCGGUGGAGAGUCUGCUGGAGGGCUGAAGGUCAGCAACGCGGAUGAGAUUGACAUUGACGACGAUCUUUGA
This is a messenger RNA of Zymoseptoria tritici IPO323, 2571 nucleotides long. RefSeq lists its product as uncharacterized. The record is from RefSeq and is a predicted model, not a curated record. NCBI's taxonomy places the organism in Eukaryota, Fungi, Ascomycota, Dothideomycetes, Mycosphaerellales, Mycosphaerellaceae. Gene Ontology annotation, molecular function: protein binding. Gene Ontology annotation, cellular component: post-mRNA release spliceosomal complex; U2-type catalytic step 2 spliceosome; Prp19 complex. Gene Ontology annotation, biological process: mRNA splicing, via spliceosome; generation of catalytic spliceosome for first transesterification step. The transcript has a single exon. Bases 46 to 2571 code for a protein of 841 amino acids.